GAAGGACAACAAACUUUAUUCGUAUACUGAUAAUUAAUAAGUAUUCAAAAUUACUGUACUCUGAGAUCGGUUAGGCGAAGUCUGUGUUAUAGUCAUCUAUUACAGUGUGGAUUUGAAGAUGGAGGAAUAAUUAUGUCAACAUAUUGACUACCCUGAAAACCUGAAAAUUUGGGAUAUUUGUGUAGCUAAUAAUACGAAUCAAUCAUCAUUAAAUAUAUACACAUAUAAAAAUAAUUUGUUCAGUUAGGCACAGGAUUGUUACUGUAGCUGGUUAAACUGAAGCAGCAGAGGCUGCAGUUCCCCAGUGUGGACUGUGGGCGCCGCUGUUGGCCAAAAUGGAGAGCUUGGGCGCUGGCGAUCUCCUCGCGCAGCCGCAGCGCACUUUCCCUAUCAGACUCGCUAGCCCAAUCCUUUACACCACUUCCUCCUCCGGAAAAGAAGAAACUCUGACCCUCACACAGGACUUACAGCCUGUUCGGAGCUCCGGACAUCUGCAGCACAGAGAUUAUUUGUAAUCCGGCGUCUCCAGGCCGGUGAGCAACCUGAGGGGAGCAAGAGGGAUGGGGAGCGGCGCUGCCGAGAGGGGCUGGGCUGAGAGGCGGCCAGUGCUCUUUCCCUUCCUGCUGUCUUUGUUCGGCCCGGCGCUCUCUGAGCCGAUCCGCUACAGGAUUCCCGAGGAAAUGCCCGAGGGCUCGAUGGUGGGGAACCUCGCCAAGGAUUUGGGACUCAGCGUGCAUGAGUUCCCGACUCGACAACUGCGCAUCAGUUCGGAGAAGGCUUACUUCACCGUGAGCGCCAAGAGCGGGGAGUUACUUGUGGGCAGCAGGCUAGACCGGGAGCAGAUAUGUGGGAAGAAGCCAGCCUGUACUCUGGAAUUUGAGGCUGUUGCUGAAAACCCGUUGAAUUUUUAUCACGUGAGUGUGGACAUCGAAGAUAUUAAUGACCAUACCCCAAAAUUCACCCAAACUUCUUUUGACCUGCAGAUAAGUGAGUCUACAAAGCCCGGGGCACGAUUUAUUUUAGGAUCUGCCCAUGAUGCAGAUAUUGGUACCAACUCACUACAGAAUUACCAGCUCAACCCCAAUGAUCAUUUCUCACUCGUGAAUAAAGAGAAACAAGAUGGCGGUAAAUACCCUGAGCUGGUACUAAAAACGCCUUUAGACCGGGAAGAGCAGAAAUCCUACCAGUUGACCUUGACUGCGUUGGACUGCGGGGACCCACCCCUUAGUAGUACUGCCCAGAUACAGGUCCUAGUGACUGAUGCCAAUGAUAACCCCCCAGUGUUCAGCCAAGAACUAUACAGGGUGAGCGUUCUGGAAAACGUGCUUCCGGGCACCCCUGUGCUUCGAGUGAUGGCCACUGACCAGGAUGAGGGUGUCAAUGCCCAGAUCACCUUCUCUUUCACUGAAGCAGGCCAGAUCACCCAGUUUGACCUGAAUUCUAUUACCGGGGAAAUUACUAUUCUAAAUAGGUUAGAUUUUGAGGAAGUCAAAGAAUAUUCCAUAGUUUUGGAAGCAAGGGAUGGUGGAGGAAUGAUUGCUCAAUGUACCGUGGAGAUAGAGGUCCAAGACAUAAAUGACAAUAUCCCAGAAGUGGUAUUCCAAUCUCUGCGGGAUAUUAUUAUGGAGGACACCAACCUGGGAACACACGUUGCUUUGCUUAAAAUCCGUGACAAGGAUUCUGGACAAAACGGAGAAGUUAUUUGUAAAUUAGAAGGUGAUGUUCCAUUUAAAAUAGUCUCUUCUUCGAUAAACACCUAUAAAUUAGUGACAGAUGGAAUUCUAGACCGUGAGCAGACCCCUGAGUACAAUGUCACCAUCACAGCCACCGACAGGGGCAAGCCUCCCCUUUCUUCUAGCUCAAGCGUCACCCUACACAUCGGCGAUGUCAACGACAACGCGCCGGUUUUCGAACAGCCUUCUUACGUAGUCCAUGUGGCUGAGAAUAAUCCUCCUGGAGCAUCCAUCGCACAAGUCAGCGCUUCCGACCCCGACCUGGGGCCCAACGGUCGCGUCUCCUACUCCAUCGUGAACAGCGACCUGGAGCCACGCGCGCUGGCGUCCUACGUGUCCGUGAGCGCGCAGAGCGGGGUGGUGUUCGCGCAGCGCGCCUUCGACCACGACCUGCUUCUCCCUCUCCCACUCCCCCUGCUUGUGUUCCCUCAAGAAGUGCUGCCAGAUGUCAGCGACCGCCCGGCGCCCUCUGACCCCCAGGCUGAACUGCAGUUUUACCUGGUGGUAGCUUUGGCUUUGAUCUCAGUACUUUUCCUCCUGGCGGUGACUCUGGCCAUCGCCUUGCACCUUCGUCGCUCCUCCAGCCCCACCACCUGGACCUGCUUUCAGCCUGGUCUGUGUGUCAAGUCAGGACCUGUGGUUCCUCCCAACUACAGCGAAGGGACUUUGCCUUAUUCCUACAAUUUGUGCGUUGCCCAUACUGGAAAGACAGAGUUUAAUUUUCUAAAGUGCAAUGAGCAGUUGAGUUCAGAACGAGACAUACUUUUCGGUGAUUCAUCUGGGGCCUUAUUUCCACUUUGCAAAUCCAGUGAGUCAACCUCCCAUCUGGUGAGUUUCUUUUAA
Messenger RNA from Odobenus rosmarus divergens (Pacific walrus), 2576 nucleotides. RefSeq names its product protocadherin gamma subfamily B, 4. Gene Ontology annotation, biological process: homophilic cell-cell adhesion. Gene Ontology annotation, molecular function: calcium ion binding. The coding region runs from base 561 to 2576 and encodes 671 amino acids. Lineage: Eukaryota; Metazoa; Chordata; Mammalia; Carnivora; Odobenidae. The transcript has 2 exons. Gene Ontology annotation, cellular component: plasma membrane. The record is from RefSeq and is a predicted model, not a curated record.